CUGAGGCUGGGGAUUGUGACCUGCAUAUUUUCCCUGUUAUCUCUCGCAAUUGGCAUCAGUUCAGUGGCAACAGGUGCUGCGUUCCCGUAUGACGCCGGAGGGGGGAUCAUCGCAGGAGUGUUUACCUAUUACCGAAAUGAUGGAACAUUCCGACUGACAAAGCUGUGUCGGUAAAUAUGUAGCACUAAGCCUAGCCGAUUUUGUUUAGCUCUAUUGAAUGAUAAACCUUAAGAAAAACUUAUUUUCGUUUCAAAACUUUUUUUUUGAAUUCAUGUUUUGUUUUAUUGAAUUGUAGAGUACGAGUACAUUUAAACUGCAUUCAAAAGGUGAACAUUUGUAUAUAUCCCUAGUACAUACUUGUAAGGGUAUGACUUUCUCUUCAAACAGUUAUGUAUCUACACAUUGUACAUAAUAUAUACUUUAUAGCGGAAAUAUGAAAAUCUGCGAUCUGAUCUUUUGUCAGCAAUCUAUAAUUAUUGGUUGUAGAUAUUUACGCAAAAAUAUGCUCUUUCCAAGACAAAAAAUAAAAAAAAGUUGUCAAAACGGUAAAUCUGUGAGAGUGCAGCUUUAAUGCACGUAACAUGUUGCUCAGUGUUUGCAUAAAUCCUCUAAAUUUGUUUCAGGCGCUUCUAUUGACCAUAUGUCCAAUAUGCAUGUACCGGGACUCGAUUUCUGGCAGAAACAGUACAGGCUGGGGGUGCUGUAUGCUUGUUUAUUUUAUCCUUGCUUUCAUGGCAAUAGGAUUCAGCGUUGCUGUAUCGGGCGUGUUUGCAACUGUCGAGUGUGUAACUCCAUCUACUUCAACUAACGCAUGCAACGGGACCUUGCUGACCAUAUCCGUUUUAACCCUCAUAGUAACAGUGGUGCUGGCGGUUUUAUCACUGGCAAUUCUCUUCACAUGCUGCUGUAACGCAAGUAAAUUCGGUGUUCCCGAACACGAACGACAAAGAGAAAUAUUUGAAAGAGAAAGACUGGAAGACACUCGAAAUGGGUUUAACACUGGAACCAAUAUUGAAACAGGUGCAAGACUUGUUAAUGGUUCGGAUGCCCAGCCUAGAGUAGCUAUAGGGGAACAAACCGUCUCUGGUCCUGUUCCCGUCUCUGGUCCUGAUCCCGUAUAUGAGAGAACGUUGAGGCAAAGAGAGCAAACCUUAUUAGAGGAACGCCGGAGAGAAAGACUUGAAAGAGAAAGACAGGAAGAUAAUCAAAACGGGUUUAGCACUUUGGACGAAACAGGUACCAAUACUGAAUCAGGUGCUGUUAGCAUUGUUAACAAUUCUGGUGCAGAUCCUCGCGCUUCUACAGAGGAACCAAACUUGUUUGAAUCUGAUUCCGAUGACAGAACGGUUAGUCAAACAGAACAAGAGUUGUUAGAGGAACGUCGGAGAGAGAGUAUUGAAAGAGAAACACAGGAAGACAAUCGACACAGGUUUAGCACUUUGGAUGAAACGGGGACCAAUACUGAAUCGGGUUCUCUUAGUUUUGACAACAGUUUAGGUGGCCAGCCUAACGCCCCCACAGUGGAACCAAUCAUUUCUAGUCCAGAUCCUGUACAUGAUAGAACUGUGCGGCAAAUAGAACACGAAUUGUUAGAGGACCGACGGAGAACAAGACUUGAAAGAGAAAGAUGGGAAGAAAAUCGAAAUCGGUUAAGCACCUUGGACGAAAUGGGAACCAUUACUGAAUCAGGUGUUCCUAGUUUUUUUAAUAGCUCUGUUGCCCAGCCUAGCGCCCCUCCAUUGGUACCAAACUUCUCUGGUCCUGAUUCCGCAUAUGACAGAACGGUGAGGCAAAUAGAACGCGAGUUGUUAGAUAAUCUUAGGAGGAACCGACUUCAAAGAGAAAGACGGGAAGAAAAUCGAAACCUGUUUAGCACUUUGGACGAAACGGGAACCAAUACCGACUUAGAUGCUCCAAAUUAUGUUUAUAAUUCUGGUGCCCAGCCUAGUGCCCCUCCAGUGGAGCCAAGCCCGCAUGCAGACCUUCCACCUUCCUAUGAAGAAGCCUUGCCUUCCUAUGAGGAAGCUCUGCCUUCCUAUGCCGAAGUUAUGGAAGAUGAAGAUAAAUAUAUAAAAACAAAAACUUCAAUAAGUUCCAAUGUAUAGUGAUGGGACAGUAUUUAAUGAACAUUAGAGUGAUCUGAAUCUGAGGGUUUAAAAAUCGGAGUUUACAUUGAACUUCAUAAUUUAUUGCUAUGUACAAUGAAUGGAAUCACUGAGACUUCUGGAAAGGAUACAGAUGAGAUUUAUAUUGAAUACCUAGGCAGUUAUUCAUAAAACAUCUUAAUUAAUAUCCUUACUAAAAUCACUUACCUAAUUUAAGUAUCUUACUUGUUAUCUUAAAUAAUUAAUUAAUGAUUUCUGAAUUACAUUAUGUCAUUGAAAUAACAUGUUUUUAUGUUUUAACACAUUUUCAAUUUGACUAUGACAUUUUAGGAAAAUGCCUUAAUUUAAACAAUUACUUAAUAUGGUUUACGAAUACCGGCCUUGUCCUGUAAUAGUAAUAAUGAUACAAUGAUAAAAAAAUAUUUUCCAGAAUAAAGCCACUGUGUGCAGGCCUGUUCAAGAGGUUGUUCGACUUAACUACAUUUUGUUUAUAUUUAUAACGGUACAAUAGUAUGAUUUUAAAAACUGAAGUAAACAGUUUUUCAUUUACUUGUGUAACCUACUGUUAAUUACCUUAUAAUAAUUGUUGUGUUUGUAAAUUGAAAUGUUAGUCAUUUAUACAUGUUAUUUAUUACCAUGUUGACUCUUAUACAUGUUUGACUGUGCUUUAUAUCAGUAUUAAAACACGUAUUAUUCUUUUGAAAAUGUGAUUAUACACAAGGAUUAUGUUUGGAAAAAUAUUGUCCUUAUAUUAGAUAAAUCAGUCAAUUUCUUACAGACAUAUCUGCCUAUCACGGAAUUUGUUUUACACUCCGGUUGAAAAGCGCACAAUAUAAAUUGAUGUUGUUUUUAUGCCCCCCGAAGGUGGGCAUAUUAAAAUCGCACCAUCCGUCUGUCCGUCCGUCCGUCCUUCCGUGCGUCCGGCUCAAUAACUCGUGUCCGGGCUGUAACUUUCUCUUGUAUGGACAGGUUUUAAAAUAUCUUGCCACAUGUGUUCUACAUACCAUGACGACGUGUCGCGUGCAAGACCCAUGUCCCUACCUCUAAGGUCAAGGUCACACUUAGGUGUUUAUUCACAAUGGAAUGCUGCAUAUAAGGACACAAAGUAUAAAUUGUCGUGUCAGGGCUGUAACUUUCUUGUAUGGACAGAUUUUGAAAUAACCUGCCACAUUUGUUCGACGUACCAAGACAACAUGUCGUGUGCAAGACCCGUGUCCCUACCUCUUAGGUGAAAGAUACACUUAGUGUUUAUUCACAAUGGAAUGCUAAAUAUAAGGACAUCAGAGUGUAGGUUGUCAUGUAUGGGUGCUAUUUUUACAUGUUCAAUGGCAAUUUAAAAUAACUUGCCAUAUGUAUUUGACGCACAUUCCCUUGUUAAAAAGGCGCCAAAUUAUCGCCAAUAUUUUAUUUAUCUGUACCUUAAUCAUAUGUAUUUUCUUGUUCUGGUCGUUAAAAGCCUAUGAGUUGAACACAUAAUACAUUAAAAUGAAAAAUAAAUAAUUCAGUCCUCAACACAAUUAUCAUUGAAACAAAAUGGCAUAUUUAGAAAAGUAGGAACUCAAUUAAACACGAAUAAGUUCACACGGACAUUAGUUUAACAUUAAUUUCUAUCCGUAAAGAAAUAACAGAUUUAGUUUAAUACUCUUAAGAAUACAUCGACAGGCAUAUUAUAGAAGCAAAAUAUAAUUAAAUUCAUAUGGAUUUAAUCUGUUUUGUUUCCUUUACUCUUUUGAUAUUGUUAGUAAAUUAGAAAAUUAUAGUGGUUAUGUGACUUAAGCAUGCUUUACACUUUUAUGUAUUGCAUACUUUUUACCUAUUUCCUAUCUUAGAUUUUAAUAUUUUGUUUCAUAUUACGGGUAUAGUUAUUGAGUACUUAUAAACAAUGCUUAGAAACAAUUAUUUCAUUGAAAAGAAUUGUAUGCAUAUAUUGACAUUUAUAUCAUGCUUUUUCUUUUUCAUUGUUAUAAGUGUUGGUUAGGGAUCCCCGACCCCAUUUCACACAUGUUACGGGGAAAUAAAAGAAGUCAUUGGCUUCGUAAAGAAAACAGACCAAAAAAUGUGUUAUUAUAAUGUUUUAUAAUUUGUGCCACUGUAUGCAUUUUAUGAUUUUAAAUU
Mya arenaria is the source of this 4220-nucleotide messenger RNA. RefSeq lists its product as uncharacterized. The transcript has 4 exons. The coding region runs from base 582 to 2105 and encodes 507 amino acids. NCBI's taxonomy places the organism in Eukaryota, Metazoa, Mollusca, Bivalvia, Myida, Myidae. The record is from RefSeq and is a predicted model, not a curated record.